This is a messenger RNA of Oppiella nova, 2014 nucleotides long. NCBI's taxonomy places the organism in Eukaryota, Metazoa, Arthropoda, Arachnida, Sarcoptiformes, Oppiidae. The record is from the annotation of a GenBank genome assembly.
CUUGAAUAUUUUUUAACUAAUUGAUUCAAGUAGUUUCAUUAAAUUAUUUAAAAAUAAAACUUUUCUAUAAAAUUAAUUCAAUACUACUUUUGUGGGCUAAUGUCUGGUUUUGAUAAGACUCGAGUGGUCGGUGUAUCCGAUGAGGAAUUGGAUGAAUACACGUGUGGUAUAUGUCUGCAAGUGUUUGUCAAUCCUGUGGUCACCCAAUGCUGUCAACAAUCCUAUUGUAGUGAAUGUAUCAACGGUUGGCUUUCAGACAACAAUACCUGUCCUAAUGAUCGCAAGUCAUUGAGUCGUGAAGGCGUGGGUCCGGCGCCCAGAGUUUUGGUCAACUUAUUGAAUAAAAUGAAAGUGAAGUGCGAUUUCUAUCUCAAAGGCUGCGAAUCAGUGGUCAAAAUGUGUGAAUUACUCCAACAUUUAGAUUAUUGCGAUUAUAGUGAGAGGCAAAAGUGCAAGACCUGUGAACUGCCUAUUGAUGGCAAUACCCAACACAACUGUAUCGACAAUCUAUUGAUUCAAAACCAAAGUCUUCGUAAUGAUAACCAAAGACUAGAAGCAGAAGUUAAUAAAUUGAGUAUGAAUAGAGUAAUUUCAUUGGCUCGUAAAGACCUGGAUAAUGUUGAGGUGCGAUCACAAACACGAAUGUCAUCGUCUGAAGUGAAUCUAUGUAUUGAGACGUCUCAGGAAGCCAUCGGCAUUGACAAGAGUCGAGUGGUCGGUGUAUCCGAUGAGGAAUUGAAUGAAUUUCUAUGCGGUAUAUGUCUGGCAGUAGUGGUCCAUCCAAUGGUCACCCAAUGUUGUCAACAAUGCUAUUGUCGUGAAUGUAUCCACAGUUGGCUUUCAAACAGCAAUACCUGUCCUAAUGAUCGCAAACGAUUGUAUCGCGAAGAUGUCUGUCCGGCGCCCAGACUUGUGACCAACUUAUUGAACAAAAUGCAAGUCAAGUGCGAGUUCUAUGACAAGGGCUGCGAAUCAGUGGUCAAAAUGUGUGAAUUAACACAACAUAUAGAUUAUUGCGAUUAUAAUGAGAGGCAAAAGUGUAAGACCUGUCACUCCAGUGAUUUGUUAAUCAAAAAUCAAAGUCUUUGCGAUGAAAUUGAGAAAUUAAAAGCCGAUUAUAAAAAACUGAGUAUGAAAGGCGUGAUAGAGACAGCUCGUAAUAACCUGGAUGAUUACCAAGUGAUUUAUCAAAUCAACAUCUCAUCGUCUAAACUGGACUUAUGUAUAAAGCGGGCAAAAGAGGCCAUCAGUUGCUGUGACACCUACACCGACAUAACGAGCCAUAUAUUCAACGCGUUUAAUACACGCAAACGGUUUUCCAAGCGCUGGCACUGCAUAGCAUUCGCGGGCACUGGCGACAAGAGUCGAGUGGUCGGUGUAUCUGUGGAGGAAUUGGAUGAAUACACGUGUGGUAUAUGUCUGCAAGUGUUUGUUAAUCCUGUGGUCACCCAAUGCUGUCAACAAACUUAUUGCAGUGAAUGUAUCUAUGGUUGGCUCUCAGACCACAAUACCUGUCCUAAUGAUCGCAAGAAAUUGAGUCGUGAAGGUGUGGGUCCGGCGCCAAGAUUUGUCAUUAAUCUACUGAAUAAUAUGAAAUGUAUGGAGGGCGUGAUAGAGUCGGCUCGUAAAGACCUGGAUAAUUGCACAGUGAAAUCACGAACGAAUCUAUCGUCGAGUGAAGUGGAGUUAUGCAUCGAAAGGUCCAAAGAGGCCAUCAGGAGGUGCAACAGCUUUUCGGAUAUAUCGGCGCACAUACACAAUGUAUUCAAUGAUAAUAGGGGUGUCUGGGCUAUCAAACAAUGGCAUUGCAAUGCAUUCUCCAAACAUGGCGGCGAGUCUCUCGUAUCUCCCAAACAAUACUGUCGACUAGUGUUUGGUUUGCUUCGCAUCGAGAUAUUUAGUACUGCCAAGAAUUAAAGCAUCUAGGUCAUUAUGUUUCUAGGAACAUGGUUUAAUAGAAAAAAUUGUAAAAGGCUAAAUAGUAACCAUCAGCACCUAGCGCAAUUAGACACGG